AUGCAUGCUGUGUCAAAGGAACAGGAUUGGACGGUAUGUACACAAAGCAGUUGGAGGAUUUCCCCCAGUAACAAAGAGUUUCACCCACGUUCAUUUGGACAUUGUGGGCUCUCUAUCACCUUUGGAAGGCUACAAGUAUUUGUUGAUAUCAGUGGACCGGUAUACAAGAUGGUUAGAGGCUUCUCCACUAUCGAACAUUUCAGCAAAAACGGUAGCUCGAGUAUUUUUGGCUUCUUGGAUCUCCCACAAUUUGAAUCCACUUUAUUCCAACAACCAGCCAUACUCUGUGGAUUCCGCCAUCACCACACCACCGCUUAUCACCCAGUGAGGAAUGGCAUCGUUGAGCGGUGGCACAGAACAUUAAAGACAGCAUUAAUGUUCCAUAACGACAGUUGUACCUCAACAUUGCCAGUGGUGCUGCCAAGUCUUCGAACCGCCUGCAAAUCAGAGCUACGUGCAACCAUGGCUGAACUGGUUUAUGGAGAAAAUCUCAGGCUGCUGGCAGAAUUUUUCGUUGAAAUGAUGGAAGCGACAGUGGGUGACAUGCCUUACGCCUUACAACAAGUCCGCAACCACAUGGCACAGCUACAAAGGAAACCUGGUUCUCGACAUGGCACCAACACGCCAUUCGUUCACAAGCAAAUUAGCCUGACGAAGAAAAUUAAGACGCCAGUGAAGAACUGCCACCUACACAAUAUGACGAAGAUGUGUUCCCCACAGAGAGCAACACGCCCAGCCAGAAGCAGGAAACCACACUGA
Messenger RNA from Schistocerca gregaria, 759 nucleotides. RefSeq lists its product as uncharacterized. The record is from RefSeq and is a predicted model, not a curated record. The transcript has 2 exons. Lineage: Eukaryota; Metazoa; Arthropoda; Insecta; Orthoptera; Acrididae. Bases 1 to 759 code for a protein of 252 amino acids. Gene Ontology annotation, molecular function: nucleic acid binding.